UCGUCUAAUGGGAAGCUGUGUAAAGCAUCGUUGAAGAUCCGACCUUUAAAAAGAAGUAAUUCGGCGUCCGGCGAAGCGGCUCACAAUAGCUCGCCAAUAACGACGGCCACAACUACGUCGACGACGACAAAAACAUCAGCGGCAACGACGACUCUGUCAGCAUCGCAUAAUCAGUUACGUUCGCGUCUGGGAUGUCGGAGCGUGCAGACGAAUACCGCGACUCAACAGCAAUCCCUGUACUAUCGUCAUCGUACUCGAUCAGUUUCGCCGAAAAGAUCUUUCAGUCAGCCGCUCGCGCAGCAGCUACACUACAAGUUACAACAGACUUGGGAGAUGUCUUAUAGCGAUGGCGGUGGAAGUGGACGUUCAUCUAGAAAAAGUAGCAAAUCACCUAAAAAACUACGGGUGACAAAGGCUGAAAAUAGUGAUAAAGUAGUGACUAGUGUUUACAAUCAUCUUCAUCAUCAUCGCCAUGGUCAUCGUAGUUUGGAGGAUCAGCAGCAGUCUUCUUCAGUGCACAAGAAAAAUCUCUACAUUGUUUCUUUUCCUCUGAUACUUUUGUUCAAUGUGCUUAGGACUAUUAUUUAUCAAUUGUAUGUGAUUUUCAAGUAUAUUUAUGCCUCUACAUCACACUUGGUUCAAAAAAAGCAAAACAAGAAUGCUUGCCAAUUAGAGAUCAUUCUCGAUCCAGAAGCAGUCAUAAACGAUAAUAAAAGUGAUAGUGACGACAUGUCGCAAACAACAAGAAAACCUGGACCUGGUCCGGGAGAUCCAUUAUUAGCUAAGCAGAAACAUCAUCACAGAAGAGCCUUUGAAUACAUUAGCAAGGCUCUUAAAAUUGAUGAAGAAAAUGAAGGGCAUAAGGAAAUGGCCAUUGACUUGUACAAAAAAGGCAUCGACGAAUUAGAGAAGGGUAUUGCCGUCGAGUGCAACGGAGGUCGCGGCGAAGUUUGGGAAAGAGCGCAGCGAUUGAACGACAAAAUGAGAACUAACUUAACAAUGGCCAAAGACAGACUGGACUUUCUCACGAGCUUGUACGAGCUGAAAAGUCUGGAUAUCAAACAACUGUCGGCAGCGGAGAAGAGCAAGGACAACCAAGCGGAAGGACAAUCGGCGUCAAAGCAAACGAGGAGCGGACCUAAUCGUCAACGCGUAGCUGCUGCAGUUACUACUACUACCACCACUAACAAUGCUUCCACGAGUCGAUUGACAAACGCCCGCGGCAGAGCACCGAGUAGUACGUACAACAAGAACAAUACACAUCAGCUUCACAAACCCAUGCAGAUUUACGGAGCGUCGGGUGGAGGUGGUGCUGGUACAACGUCAACGAGCUCGAGUGGCGCGGCUAAUCAAACUAAGACCGCGACUAAGAAUAAUAUUAAGCGCAUAGUUGCGAGUACUAAAGCUACCACUGCUACCACUAAUAAUAACGCUCGAUCCAGCGAAGCCUCUGGUCGAAAAUUCCCUGUGGCGGGCAGCGGCACCUGCAACAGCAACAACAAUCGACGUCUAGCGACCGCCACAACGGCGAUCGGCAGCGGCGGUAAUGGCAGCAAGAGUCAAACCCUGCCGCGCAACAUGGGUCGGUCCGCGUCCGUUUUGCCGAUUCAUCACCGAUCGUCCAACGCCAAACCGGCCCUGACACCGCCGGCCGUAAAGAGGCAGCUCUCGGUGCCCGGAAACGAGACGUCCGCAAGCGGCGGUGGCACUGGGACGACCUCGACGGCGUCACCGAUGCGGCGCAGACCCACCACACCCACGGCCAGUAACAAGGGCACGCCGGUGAAAAAAAUCGUGCCACAGCUCAAGGGUGUGGAGCCGAAAUUGGCGCAACUGAUACUAGACGAAAUCGUCGAGGGUGGACCGCCCGUCCUGUGGGACGAUAUAGCCGGUCAAGAGACAGCCAAACAGGCGCUUCAAGAAAUGAUAAUUCUACCCUCGCUGCGACCGGAACUGUUUACGGGCCUUCGCACACCAGCUCGGGGAUUGCUGCUGUUUGGACCACCGGGAAAUGGCAAAACACUGCUGGCCCGAGCCGUGGCCACGCAAUGUAACGCCACUUUCUUCUCGAUAUCCGCAGCGAGUCUCACCUCAAAAUACGUGGGAGAAGGCGAAAAACUGGUUCGGGCUCUGUUCGCCUGCGCCCGAGAACUUCAACCAUCAGUCAUUUUCGUGGACGAAGUCGACUCGCUGCUGAGCGAGCGCAAAGACAACGAGCACGAGGCGUCGCGACGGCUGAAGACAGAAUUUUUAGUCGAGUUCGACGGCCUUCCGUGUAAUCCGGAAGAAAGAAUUCUCGUGAUGGCCGCGACGAAUAGGCCCCAAGAAUUGGAUGAAGCUGCGUUGAGGCGAUUUACUAAACGAGUAUACGUUACGUUGCCAGAUUUUCAGACACGAAUUAUAUUGCUCAAACGAUUGUUAGAGAAGCACAACGACCCUCUCAAUGAAGAUGAACUUAAGCAAUUAUCUUUAUUGACCGAGGGUUAUUCUGGCAGCGAUCUUACUGGCUUGGCGAAAGACGCCGCUCUGGGCCCUAUAAGAGAACUCGACAUGGAACAAGUAAAAGAUUUAUCUCUGAAUUCCAUAAGGAAUAUCACAUUGCAAGACUUCCUCGACUCGUUGAAAAGAGUACGAAAAUCCGUCUCGCCCGGCAGUCUGGCAGCCUACGAAAAAUGGAGUCUCGAUUACGGUGACGUAAGCCUUUAAGAUUUAAAACUGUAAUUAAAAACUGAAGAUGAUUCAAUUACAAUUUUUAUUGGUAAUAUUUGAUAAAACAUUAGUUGUCUUAAUCGUAUUGCUGCUGGUCGGAAUACCCUGAAAAAAAAACAGAUAUUUUACCAUUUUCGUGGUAUCCUCUCAACAUUGUUACAAAAUUGACUCAGGAAGGUGAUUUUAAAUACUUCAUGUGCCUGUCUCUAAAUGUAAAAUAACAUUUAUAAGAGGUGCAUAGAAUUUUUCUCAUUGUCUAAUCUGUAAGUUAUUUGAUGAAACGGAAAAAAAUUUGUUAAUUUUUUAAUUAUAUGGAAGCAGCAAUUUAUGAUUGGAUAUUGAAUAUGAAAAUGCCUUUCCGGACUAACACAGGUCACACGCAUUGAAAAGAAAGCGUCAUGUGUAGUAAAAAACCGCAGCGUAUUGUACUUGCUUUGAUACAAAAAUAUGUCUUAAAAUACUGUGCAUGGUUCUACGAAACAACGAAACGGUAGUGUGCAAAGUAAAUGAAAGAACAAAAGCGCAAUGUUUUACUAGGUAUUUUUUAUCCUAUACAUACGAUGAUUAACAAGUCGUUGUUAUAUUGUACAUGAUAAUUGCAAACGGUUUCAACUAACCGUGUUGAAACUUUUUAAUGCAAAGUUAAAGGGUAUUAAAGCGAUCGAUGAAAAGUGAAUUUCAGGUGAUCUUAAUUGUAGAUUAUUUUUAUAAUUAUUGUCGUUACAUUAACUAGUCUUUGAAAUCUACGUAUCGUUCAAAUCUCUGAUUUGGACAUUUUAACUUCAUUAGAUGGUCUUUUUGUUGUUCUUCUUUUACAUAACAUACCAGUGAAAUACUUGUAGUAAAUGUUAAUAUCAAAUAUACAUAUCAUUUACAGAUAAUAUGCUUUUUCACGCGUAUUCAAUAUUGUUUGAUGAAUUAAUCUGCAUUUAUUAAUAGAAGCAUUUUACUUAUAAGGAAAAAUGUCCAAAUCAGUCAUGUUAUAUUAAAUAAAGCCCGCAUUCCUAAGUAAUAUUUAGAAUAGUAUUUAAUGAGUGUGUUAUAUUAUUGUUAAUUUUACAGAUGAUAUAUUCAAAUUCUAGUAUGAGAAUAAGUUUUGCCAAACUAUGGUGCGUACUUAGUUGCCACAACUUUUCACUCACUUAUUAAUUCACGUACUAAGUGUACUUUCCAAAGGUACUGUAUGAACCACGCGAAAAAUUAAUUGUCUUUUCAGCUCUCUAAUUUUCCUCUAGUGGUUAUCGUGUAUGUAUCUUGAGUUAAAAAAAAUUAAUGGAAUUAAAUAGUGUUAUGUCAAAAUUGUUAGGUUUUCUUCAUGUCACGACGUCUAAUUCGCAUGUUGUGAUAAGUGGAUUAUAAAUGUGAAUUCGAUGUCCUAGUCCAUACUAUUUGAUUGUACGUUUUUUAAAUGUAAAAUUGUCUGUUAAUAGUUGAAAAUAUUAAAUGAUUUAUCAUGCUUCGUCUUUUACCUAUUGGAAUAAGUUCAUCGCUUAUAAACAGAAAAAUAAGCAAAUAAAAGUGAAGUACAAACCAUCCGAAUAAAUAACAAAAUGAGGCCAAUAAUCGCUAAAACGCGUUUCUUCUUUUGUAUAUUUUUGAGGAUCUCUUAUCCAGCGAUUAGAGGCUCAAGUUUGAUUUAAUGUUGCCAAAUAUACAUGCAACGGGACUGCUUUAAUUUAUUUUGUAAAUUUUGUAUCACUGGCUAUACGCGCAUAAACAAAUCCACGCAAUUCCGAUGAACGGAAUUGCCUGCAACAAUUUUUUACAUUUACAUGGUACACGGGAAAUAAAUGAAAAAUAAUCAAAUUCUAACCGAAAUAAAUUAAAAUUGUGAACAACAUAAUUAUUAAUAUUGAUACUGGAGUCGGAAAUGAGUAAUAGACCUGCCUUCUAAUCAUAAAUGAAAAACAGUUUUGCUGCCUUGUCACAAUUAUUUUGCUACUUUUGUAAGUAUGAAAAAAUCAGAUUUCAAUCACUAAAGUAAAAAUAAAUAAGUGCAUUAUAAAAUACAUUAACUGCAAGGCAUAAUUAAAAAAUGAAUAUUAUCGUUUAACGUAAGACGAAGCAAUAUGAUAAUCUGUAACUUCCACUUAUUUAUGAUUACAUACUAUCAAAAAUAAAAUACAAUUGUCUUGUAACAUUGUUCGUAAAUUAAUUUAAAAAUUAUAAUUAGAUAAGAAAAGUUACAAAUUUAUUUUGUAAAAUUAUCAGAAGCAAAUAAAGGUGCAAGAAACAAGUAA
Messenger RNA from Trichogramma pretiosum, 4949 nucleotides. It is a transcript of the gene spas, whose product is annotated as spastin. Gene Ontology annotation, molecular function: ATP hydrolysis activity; microtubule severing ATPase activity; ATP binding. The record is from RefSeq and is a predicted model, not a curated record. Gene Ontology annotation, cellular component: microtubule cytoskeleton. NCBI's taxonomy places the organism in Eukaryota, Metazoa, Arthropoda, Insecta, Hymenoptera, Trichogrammatidae. The transcript has 7 exons. Bases 334 to 2706 code for a protein of 790 amino acids.